Molecule: messenger RNA, 2321 nt
Organism: Patella vulgata (common limpet)
Lineage: Eukaryota; Metazoa; Mollusca; Gastropoda; Patellidae
Product: protein FAM78B
Exons: 3
Coding region: 341-1219 (292 amino acids)
Source: RefSeq, a predicted model, not a curated record
AUACUGAACAAGCAAUCAGUUAACGACUGAUUAAAAUACGUUCUCUGUUGCAGCAUGUUUCAUAUGUAAUAAAUGUGUCGCCGUGACUUAAAACUAUAAACAUACCCACUGGAGAGUAUUUUACGUUGUCAACAAAAGCGUUCAUGGCAACAGCAGACGACGCAAAAUCAGCUGUUGAAAAGAUUUUUUAUGUAGUGAAAAUGACAAUGGUGUACAAGGAAAUAAUUUAUUGAAUUGAUCUAAUUUUUUUAAAUGAAGUAGAUCUAUAUUUUUGAAGAAAACUAAGCUGAUAAAAUUAUCAGCAUUCACCAAAUUUGCAAAACGGCUUGUUGGGUGGCAAAUGGAUGUGGCUGUGGGUAAGAUGGGACUCGCGUCGAGCAGGAAUACAACGGUUGUAAAAGCUUCGUCACCAAAGGGUAUGAAUGGGAAGAUAAAAAUACUAAAUUUAGAGGCCAAAAUUGAUAAUGAACCAACACAUGUUGAUGAAAGUUCGUCUGCAGUUCUGAAAUAUAGAACACCAAAUUUCAGGGCUACUGCAACGGUAGAAAUAUCACCUCUGCAAGAUGCGGAGAUGUGGAAAGUUGGUUGGAUCCAAGCUUGUACAGAUAUGACUUUCCAUAAUACUUAUGGAGAUGAAGGCUUUACAAGUUGGGAGUUUCCAGAAUUAACAAGUGGCAAACAAAUUAUGAUUAGUGAUUGCGAUGGCCGACAUUACCCAUGGUACGGAUCCCGGAACGAAACGGUUAUCUUUCAAGGAACAUCCGAUGUAGCACAGUCAGCAACUAUAACCAUGAAUGACAAUUUCCAUCCACAUGUUACAUGGAGAAAUCCAGCAAAUCGCAAUCAAGCCAAUCCAAAUUUAACGCACAUUAUUAGAGAUCAGAGUUUCUAUGUGUGGCUCGUCGCGUGGAAUAUGACAACAAUGAAGUCAUUUAUUCUUCAAACAUUACAAUGGCGAAUGCAAUUAGAAAUUGAUGUUGACCCCAUGAAACCAUUAGGACAACGUGCUCAAUUGGUUAGUGAUCCUAAGCCAAGGCAACCAGUGCUAUUAGAAAAGAACAUAGCUAUUCCCCGUUGUGCGUUAGUUCCACCAAAUGCUAACAGUGCUCAGAUGUUAGUUUGGAGAGCUAAGAAGGGCAAGGCUCUGUGUAUUAUACCUCCAGUGUGGUCUUCUUCGGAAGAAGUGCAUAAAUCCAAGAAAGUGGAUAGUAAAUUAUAGAAAUAAAACUGUGAUUAAAUCACUGCAACAGAAAAACUCACUCGUAAAACAUUUUUUUAUCAAAAUCGGUGCAAUUAAUGCUACAUAAUGCUACACGUUCUAAGUCAAGCAACUCAGGUCUCAUUUAGAAAGGACUUGAAGGUAAUGAUUGUGAUGUUAAUCAGAAAGAUUUAAAAGAUAAAUCUUGUUCUUAUGUUGCUAAUCUUAAUAGGGUACUUAAAAUUUGGAUAAAAUAAGUACAAAGGAGUAAAAUGCCCCAAAAAUAUACUUUUUAGUCAAUUGAUUUUUUUUUAAAGGUAAUUUAAUAGGUUAUUUGGGGAGUUCCCCAUAUGGGUGUUCAACUUUUAGCUGCUAUAUUUUGAAAAUUUAAACUCUCUGACUAGUCCUUUCAAAUUAUGGUUGGACAAUUACAUGCAUUGACAAAACAGAAUGAAUAAGCUUUUCCAAAUCACCAUGCCUUUUAAAGUGCAUGCAUAUAAGUUAAAAAGUUCCAGUUUCAGAAUAUUCAACUCUAGUUAGUAUUCUCAAGUAGCAAGAAGAACAAUCCAUUGGAUUCUGAUGGUUGGAAGAUGUCAUAAAAUGGUCAGAAAAGACGUUUUUUUUAGUGUCUUUUUACCUUUAAUAUAUAAACCCAAGCAAUAAUUUUUUGGGAGGCCAAUUGUUCGAAUUGGCCUCUUUACCAUCAUAAAAAUAAUACAUCUUGUACUUCUGAUUUCACAUCUUGUAAACUUAAUAUUGUUUUUUAAAAAAAGUAUAUAAUGAAAUUUUUCCUUUAAUGUCUUUCAUAAAACUACAUAUUUAAUAACUAUAAUCCUUUAUAUAUUUAUCUUUUAUCAAAUGAGGAUCUGGCAUGAUGUGGCUUUAAUAUUUACAAGUUAUUGAUAUUUUUACAAUGAGCCAUCCACGACAUUUUGUCUUUCAUAACACUACCAAUUUAAUAGCCACGAUCUUUUCUAUAUUUUUUUACCAGAUGUUUAUUUUUAUAGCGAUACAUGAUGUACAGGGAUUAUACUUUAUAUUUUAUAUACCCAUCUUUGUAAAUAAAUAAAUAAUUUAUUCAUCAUUAUGCCAAUAAAGAAUCAAAUGAUGCCGUGAUGGCAGA